Molecule: messenger RNA, 681 nt
Organism: Magnusiomyces paraingens
Lineage: Eukaryota; Fungi; Ascomycota; Dipodascomycetes; Dipodascales; Dipodascaceae
Exons: 1
Coding region: 1-681 (226 amino acids)
Source: RefSeq, a predicted model, not a curated record
AUGAAACUUUCCAAUUUCAUAUUCCCUGCUGUUCUUGCUACUGUGGCUCUUGCUCAAGAGUCUGCUACUGGUCCUCUUCCCACUGAACUUCCCGGUGCAAAGGUUGUUGACAUCAUUGAGCUUGGUGCCGAUGAAUAUCCCAUUGGAAUCUCCAAUGGUACUAACUACUUCAUUUAUGUAGUUAACACUACCUCUCUGGCUACUGAUGGUGAUUCCGAUUCUUCUACUGAAUCCCUUGAGAAGCGUGCCCCCCGUUGGAUCUGGUGGAAGCCUUUCCCUGGUGAGCCUGCUUGGAAAAAACGUGACGCUCUUCCUGAAGCUGCUGCUGAAGCUGCUGCUGAAGCUGCUGCUGAAGCUGAGGCUGCCCCCCGCUGGAUCUGGUGGAAACCUUUCCCCGGUGAGCCUGCUUGGAAAAAACGUGAUGCUAUGCCUGAAGCUGAAGCCGAAGCUGAAGCUGAAGCUGCCCCCCGUUGGAUCUGGUGGAAACCUUUCCCCGGUGAGCCUGCUUGGAAAAAGCGUGAUGCUCUUGCUAAUCCUGAAGCUGAAGCUGCUCCUAGAUGGAUCUGGUGGAAACCUUUCCCUGGUGAGCCUGCUUGGAAGAAGCGUGAUGCUAUGCCUGAAGCUGAGGCUGCCCCCCGUUGGAUCUGGUGGAAGCCUUUCCCCGGUGAGCCCGCUUGGUAA